Ilex paraguariensis (yerba mate) is the source of this 684-nucleotide messenger RNA. The record is from the annotation of a GenBank genome assembly. NCBI's taxonomy places the organism in Eukaryota, Viridiplantae, Streptophyta, Magnoliopsida, Aquifoliales, Aquifoliaceae.
AUGGAGGAAAACCACCAAGUCCUAGUCAAACUCCUUGAUGGUAAACACAAAACCCUAAACUUCGCAACCCCAUCAAUCUCAGUCUCCUCUCUCAAAGCUCGCAUUCACGGGUUGACCUCAAUCCCAAUACACAGCCAACUUCUCCUCUCCGGUAAUCACCGCCUCAACGACGACGAAACCCUUAUUUCCGAUGGGUUCGACGGCAAAUUUCCUUUGGUUAUCCACCUCCUCCUCCGCCUCCGCGGCGGCAAGGGUGGGUUCGGAUCGCUUCUGCGAGGGGCGGCGACGAAGGCCGGGCAGAAGAAGACGAAUAAUUUUGAUGCGUGUCGCGAUAUGAGUGGACGGAGGCUGAGGCAUGUGAACGCGGAGAAGAAAUUGGAGGAGUGGAGGGCGGAGGAGGAGGAGAGGAAGAUGGAGAAGAUGGCGGAGAAUUGGAUUAAGAAGAAGGCGAAGGCUGUGAAGAAGGGUGGGAGUUCUGGGGAUGCGGAGAAGUACGUAGAGAAGUACAGGGAGGAUUCGGCUAAGUGUGUUGAGGUGGUGGAGAGGUCGGUCAGGGAAUCUUUCAAAGGUUCAGUGAAUUCGAAAAGGAAAGCUGGGAAGCUAAUGGAUCUGAAGCGAAAAAAUUUAAGAUAUGUGGAUGAUAAGAAGUGGAUUACUUGCUGGGACUGGGAGAGCAAUGACUAA